AUGGAGGAUCUCGACAGCUGCCUAGAAGAGAGCCUACGUAGGCUGAUCAUCGGUAGUCGGUUUCCGGAGGGCGGCCCAGAGGUGCGGGGCUCCUCGGGAUCUGGCGAGUUUUCGCCGUCGUCCCAGCGGUAUUUUGACAAUGUCGGACGUCGUGCGUCGUAUUUCUCCACGCCGAAUCCGCCGGCGCACGCGGGUCGGGUUUCGCCCAAGAAGAACGAAGGAGUGGCGCCGCCGCCCCAGGCGCCGCCCGUCCACGACUUUGCUUUUCCGCGGGCACCCCAACAGCCGUUCACGGAUUUCUUUCCCGGCGCCUCUUCCUUCCCACCCGACUUCUCCUCGCUGUGCGUCGGCAGCCAUCCCCAGGCGCUGUCUUCAGUUUCCUCGACUCCGACGGCGAAGCACGAGUUCAACGUGCCGCGAGCGCGCCGCGACUCUUCAGAGAGCGCCAACGAGGGGAAACUCGACGCGAGCUCCGGCUCGCCACUGACCAUUUACGGCGACGGACCCAGAGGCAGCCCCGUGUACGCCCCCGCGUCGCCAGCUGAACACAACCAGCCGCAGAUGUAUUUUGCCGCGGCGGAAAAGCAGGCCGCCGCCGAGGCGAAUCGGCCCGUGCCCACAUGCGCUCCCAAGCCCCCGCCGCUGCCUCCGCCAUCGAACAUGAUGUGCAACUCGGCAGGCGCUGCCUCGGCGACGCCAGACCCCCCCCUGCCUCUCUCGCUGCCCGCCGAACUCAUGAACAGCGGCCGAGACGCCUGCGUGCUGGUCACCUUGCCGUUGUGUUUGCCUUACGGGAAGAUCCUGAACGUGUGCGGAGAGUCCGAAACGAGCUGCUGCAAGCGAAACUACUACUGCAUCAGCCCUAAGCUGCACUACGCCGCGUGGAAGCUCUUUGCUCACUCUGGAGGCAUCUGUGACACCUACGCCGCGGCUCUCCACGUCGAGGUGGCGAUCAUUCACGUGCCUGAACCGCUCCUGCCGCAAGUCGCCGAACUUUUCAUGAAGCACGCUGAGCAAAGCGACUUCCACUUCGACACGCCUCUCACCAUGAAAUGCGGCAACCUCCAAGAGAGACCGGCGCCAGUCCGAGCUGGUGGAAAAGUCCUCACGCUCGAAUGCUUUUUCAACGACCCGCAAGAGCGCAAGAAGCUCGCCGCAAUCGAGCAGUGCCUCAGCGGGUUCCGCACCGAGCUGGAGUACAUCAUCGCCGCUCACAGGCCCCGCCGCUCUGGACACUCUGGGAGGAAGCCGAAUAUUUGGCGGCUUUCAAGGACUCAGUCGGGUUGGCGGAACGGAGGUCACCAUCGCGCGCCUCGCCUGGACGUGACCGUUCGAGCCUUCCAGCAGCAGCGCUCGCAUCCGGCUGCUAGCAGCGCUGGAAUCCAAGAAGCGAGCGGCUUGGUGGCGGACGUGUGCGCCAGCGAGAUUCGGCUCGUCACGACGCGCAGCCACGGCCAGCUGACGACUAAGGCUGACCCUCGCUUCCCAGACAGCAAAGUCGGGACGCGCUGCCUUCUGCGAGCGCCGCGGGCGGGCGGCCCGCGAAAUGAAUUCCCGGUGCCUUGCCGGAAAGUCUUCGCGCCUCAGCAGGUGCCUGAAGUAUUGCCGCUCGUGUUCCGACCCGGGUCUCUGAUUAGCCAAGAGCAACAGCGCGCCUGUGUCGAGUGGGAAGUGACGCACCGCAUGGAGAGGAACGCCGCCGCCGAGCAGCAGCGCGCCCAGCACGCGGCGCAGGCCGCGAACCAGCUGAACCUCUCGCAUUUUUCCAACGGCGGCGGGCUUUCGCUGCCCUCCGUCUCGAUUCCGGGUCUGUGUCUGGACAGCGGGGAUCUGGGGGGGACGCGCGGUUGCGAUGAGGCUGACACCUGCCUCAGCUUGUACGGGGGCAGUCCUGCAGGAGAUUCGAGCAGCACCGGAGACAGCGGGGGCAGCCUCUCUCCGCCUGGGAGUCAGGGGCGAGACAGCGGGACGCCUGGCAGCUGCAAGCAAGCGGAUUCGCCCGCGGCGCUGCUGAACCGCCUCGGCUUGAUGCCCUGGAAGGGCGACGUAGGACCCGACCACGUCCCCUACGCGGGCCUGAGAGGCGUGGGAACUGGAGCCCAAGACCUCCGCAAGGAGGACACUCAGCAGCUGCUCCGAGGCGCCGCGGAAGCGGGGGCCCUGGGCCAGUCCCUGGGCUUCGGGGGUGGAUGGCCCGCAGAAGUGCCCCCGCCCGGGAUGCCGAGACCGCCUACGGAGCAGGGCGCGAACUUCACGACUGCAGAGGGCUCUCGCCUCAACAUGCAGUCACAGGACUUGUGGGUUUUUCUGCCGGCUCUGCUCGACGCGUUGAGAGCCGGAGGCGACGCCGGGCACGACGCUGCGGCGUCUGAAGGCGCGGAGGAGCUCGCAGUUGGCGAUAAGAGGGAGCAGAAGGCCAGGUGUCGUGCGCCGGAAGCCAUGCCAGGGCACCACGGCGGAGUUGGGGCGAUAGAGACGAUUGGCGCUUCGGACCGGAAUGCCAUGUCGGCUUUUUCUGGGGCCUUCGAGGGCCUGUUCCCCGCAGCGCGUGCAGCGGGAAUGGAGCCUCCGCCGAAUGGAGCUAUCCCGUGUCUGAACCAGCAACUGCCUGGCCGCCGCACAGGCGGAGAUCCCUUCACCGCUCCUCAGGAUGUCCUCAAUGGAUUCCUCUUGUCCUUGACGUCUACAUCGUCGUCCGGCGGUUCACACCAGUGA
Molecule: messenger RNA, 2715 nt
Organism: Besnoitia besnoiti
Lineage: Eukaryota; Apicomplexa; Conoidasida; Eucoccidiorida; Sarcocystidae
Exons: 5
Coding region: 1-2715 (904 amino acids)
Source: RefSeq, a predicted model, not a curated record